Messenger RNA from Cornus florida, 4078 nucleotides. Its product is annotated as phosphate transporter PHO1 homolog 3-like. The record is from RefSeq and is a predicted model, not a curated record. NCBI's taxonomy places the organism in Eukaryota, Viridiplantae, Streptophyta, Magnoliopsida, Cornales, Cornaceae. The transcript is spliced from 14 exons. The coding region runs from base 103 to 2466 and encodes 787 amino acids. Gene Ontology annotation, cellular component: plasma membrane; Golgi apparatus; cytoplasm. Gene Ontology annotation, biological process: phosphate ion transport; cellular response to phosphate starvation. Gene Ontology annotation, molecular function: inositol hexakisphosphate binding.
UCCUGUACCAUUCCAUAUAUAGACAUAUAUUAUAUAUAUAUAUAUAUAUAUAUAUAUAUAUACACACACAUUUUCAUUCAUAGUUCAACCCAAAAGCCAAAGAUGAAGUUUGGCAAGGAAUUUGUGUCACAAAUGGUGCCAGAAUGGCAAGAAGCAUACAUGGAUUAUGACAAACUAAAGACCAUUUUGAAACAAAUCCAACUUUGCAACCAAAGAAACAGAGCACCAUCGAAACCCAAAGGCCUAAAGCGAAGGCUCACACUUUACAGAGCUUUCAGUGGCCUAACACCAAGACCAAACAACAGUAGUGCUCCCACAAGCCCAACAGCACAACCAGACAUCGAACACCAAGCCAUUCAGGUCAGUUCGGUGGCCGGAAGACACGAGACGGUGUUCCUCCGGGCCGCAGAAAAAGGAGGCGAAUUCGAGCUGGUGUUCUUCAGAAGGCUCGACGAUGAGUUCGAUAAGGUUUUGAAGUUCUACAAGUGUAAGGUGGAAGAGAUAGUGAAGGAGGCUGAGAUGUUGAACAAGCAGAUGGAUAGUCUGAUAGCUUUCCGGAUCAAAGUGGACAGACCUCAGAGAUGGUUCGAUAGCUCCGCGGAGAUGGCUCGUCUUGCUUCGGAUGUUGCUGCUUCAACUGCUGCACUAUCACCACAUGCGGUUAGAACAAGCAGAAGAACUUUCAUGGAUAUAUUAGAAGAAGAUAAGUUGAGCAGGCAAGGGCAAUCAGACGAAUCCGGUGACGAUAAAGAAGUAGAGGUGAAAAGAGUCGACCAAAAUGUUGAAGAACAGAAGCCAAACAUCAACAGGGUCAAUAGACUAGCUCCAUUAGAAAUACUUAACAAUGUGAAAAUUAACAACACUCUUGAGACUCCGCGUUCCACCCUCAAAGCUUUCCUCAAUGUUCCUCAUCAGACAAAACUGAAUUUCAAUAGGGAAAAUCUAAAGAAAGCGGAAGAACAACUUAAGCAGGCUUUCAUCGAAUUCUAUCAAAAGCUUCGGCUUCUUAAGAGCUUCAGCUUCUUGAAUAUGUUGGCAUGUUCGAAGAUCACGAAGAAAUAUGAUAAGAUAAGUUCAAGAAAUGCAUCAAAGCAAUACUUGAAGAUGGUGGACAACUCCUACCUCGGAAGCUCUGACGAGGUCGCUAUGCUUAUGGAGAGGGCUGAAACUGCAUUCAUCAAACAUUUCACCAACUCAAAUCGCACUGAAGGAAUGAGUAUCUUAAGACCAAGAGCAAAGAAAGAAAGACAUGGAGUAACAUUUUCCUUGGGCUUCUUUGCUGGCUGCACAGUAGCCCUCAUACUGGCGCUUGCUCUGAUUAUACGUGCACGCGAUAUUCUUGACAAGGAAGGAAGAACCCAAUACAUGGAAACUAUGUUUCCCCUUUACAGCUUGUUUGGAUUCAUUAUACUUCACAUGGUUAUGUAUGCUGCAAACAUAUACUUCUGGAGGCGUUACCGAGUCAAUUAUUCAUUCAUAUUUGGUUUCAAGGAAGGAACUGACUUGGGCUAUCGAGAAGUUCUCCUCCUGAGUUCCGGUUUUUCAGUACUAGCACUUGCCAGUGUGCUCGCAAACCUUGAUAUGGAAAUGGAUCCACAAACACUCGAUUACAAAGCAAUCACAGAACUCGUCCCUCUGGGAUUAGUGAUGCUCGUAAUCAUCAUAUUGCUUUGCCCCUUCAAUAUCAUAUACCGAUCAAGUCGCUUCUUCUUACUAACAUGUGUGUUUCACUGCAUCUGUGCCCCUCUCUACAAGGUGUCACUUCCUGAUUUUUUCUUGGCGGAUCAACUAACUAGUCAGGUGCAAGCAUUCAGAAGUCUGGAGUUCUAUGUUUGCUACUAUGGUUGGGGAGACUACAAACUCAGAGAAAACAGUUGCAAAACAAAUGAUGUUUUCAAAGCUUUCUAUUUCAUAGUUGCUGCCAUUCCAUAUUGGUCGCGUCUACUUCAGUGCCUCAGGCGCUUUUAUGAAGAGAAAGAUGCUAUGCAAGGACUCAAUGGGUUAAAAUAUUUCUCAACAAUUCUAGCCGUAAGUACAAGAACAGCAUACACUCUUGACAAAGGCAUGAGUUGGAAGAUAGCAGCCUGGAUUUUCUCAGCCACUGCAGCAAUCUUCGGUACAUAUUGGGACCUCGUUAAGGAUUGGGGGCUUUUACAACCGAAUUCUGAGAACCGUUGGUUGAGAGACAAGCUCCUUAUCCCCCAUAAAAGUGUGUAUUUCGGAGCCAUGGUCUUGAAUGUACUGUUGAGAUUUGCCUGGCUGCAAACGGUGUUAAAUUUCAGAGUUCCUUUUCUGCAUAGAGAAACCUUACUCGCACUUGUUGCUGUCCUUGAGAUCUUUCGUCGUGGCAUGUGGAACUUCUUCAGAUUGGAAUAUGAACAUCUAAAUAAUGUUGGCAAGUAUCGCGCAUUCAAGUCAGUACUGCUACCUUUCAACUAUGAUGAAGAUGAGAACAAAGAUGAGUAGAGUUUCAGAGUAGUGUCAAAGAACCCACCAAAUAGAGGAGUGUACAAAGAAAAGAUGAAGAAGAAAGUCAAGCAAUGCUAAAUAAGCAUGUCUGUGAAUGUAGCCAUUCUUUUUCCAAUUGUUUGAGUGGAUUCUUUCAAAUUUAGAACCUGAUAGUGAGAAGAAGUGAAUUCAAUUCCCCAUUAUUCCUUGUGUGAGUGCGUGUGUGUGUGUAUGCGUGUGUUUGGGUUGUAUAGGCUCACCCAAUUUUUUUUUUUUUUUUGUUUUUUUGGUUUUACCACUUGUUUACCAUCAAUUUAGAAUUUUGCUAUAACACGUUCUUUAUAUGAUGUGAAUCAGAGCGUAUCAAACAUCGUGGUGGCCAAAAGGGAGAUGGAAGGGUUGAAACCAGAAAGGGGCCAUGCGGGAAUGCAUACAUAUAUGUACACAUGAAAAUGAGCUGUUUAUGGUCGACAAGAAGGGUGGGUUGGGUGACUUGACUAAAAGCUGUGUAGGAAGACUAGCACAUUACUUCAUCUUGUCCCACUGGAAAGAGUGAAAAACAUUAACUCUUUAGUUUCUCCUGUCAAGAUCUCUACAUAAAUGCAGGAGAAUUUAUCAUCAAGAAACUAGCAUUGGAUGCCAAGUUCAGCUAUGUCAUAAUUAAACUGGUAACUAUUGCACUCGUCAGCAACGACAAGUUCCCAAAGCUGUCUUAAUAUAUAUUUUAAGCCUACCCCACUGAUUUAGCUUUAUGAUUAUAACCUUGAGUCGCACAGACACACUUGGCUUUGGGAUGUACUGCAUACCAAGUUAGACCAAGGAGGUCCACAGGCUCAGCAUAGAUUCUGCCAACCCUAAGCCAAAGAGUACCAGUUUCUACCCUGAACUACUCAUCUUAUUCCCUUGUGGUAUGCUAUAUAAAUUAGAGAUCAUAUCGACAUCUCAGAGACAAAGUUCCUGUAAUGUUUGUGCCUUUAUAUAUAUAUAUAUGUCUGUGUGUGUGGUGUGUAUUAAGAAAAAAAAGAAAAAGAGAAAAGAAAUGUUAAAAAAAAAAAGUGGAACCCACAAAUGUUAAGACCUUGUUUUUUUUUUUUUUUUCACUGUAACCUCAUCUUCUCUCUCUCGCGUCCAUCUCUCUGUUUGUCUCUCGGCUCCUUCUCUUUUUUCUUUUUUCUUUUUUUUCACUUCAAGCUUUAACCCUUGAUUACUCUCUCAAUCCUUGCCGGAUUUAGGUGCCGUUUGAGGUAAAACGACGAGCACGACGAGCCCUAUGUGCCAGUAUCAGAAAUUCUAGCUUUUGGUCCUCUUUGGGAGCUCGAAUUUGAGGACCCAUUUUCUAGGGUUUUGGUGCAAUCUUGAGGUCUUGGAAAAGAACCGGUGGACGACAAUCCACCCUAACUUUGAAAGUUGCUAGAGGAGCAUUUUCCUUGUUAUUUUGUAAUAGAUCACUCCUUUGUUCAUCCCUCAUUUUUGUAAAAUUCCAAAGGUGUAAUGAUGUAAAUUUCUUUUGAAGAACCAUGAUCAUGUAAUACACUUAUGAUACUUGAUGACAUAUGGGAUGCGAACUUGAUGAUAUGUAACUUGUUGAUGAAUGGAAGGAUAAUCCUAGCUUGAAGCAUUGUCUAGAUUA